This is a messenger RNA of Thecamonas trahens ATCC 50062, 1488 nucleotides long. Its product is annotated as 3-hydroxy-3-methylglutaryl-coenzyme A reductase 1. Gene Ontology annotation, cellular component: endoplasmic reticulum membrane; peroxisomal membrane. The record is from RefSeq and is a predicted model, not a curated record. Gene Ontology annotation, molecular function: protein binding; hydroxymethylglutaryl-CoA reductase (NADPH) activity. Lineage: Eukaryota; Apusomonadida; Apusomonadidae. The transcript has 2 exons. Gene Ontology annotation, biological process: coenzyme A metabolic process; sterol biosynthetic process; isoprenoid biosynthetic process. Bases 25 to 1470 code for a protein of 481 amino acids.
CUCAUUCAUUCACAACAAGUAGCUAUGCUGGGACUCGGGCUGGCUCGUGUGGCCGUCCGGGCAUGGGCCCAGCCGGUGGCGGCAGCGGUGACGGCUUCGGCCAGUGCGGCGUUCAGCUCGCAGGCGGCGGUGGCGGCCGAGAAGGCGGCGGCAGGCGAGGCCAAGCGCCCGGUGGACAUGACCGAUGAGGAGAUCAUGGAGGCUGUGGUCAACGGUGAGGUCAAGUUCUUUGAUCUGGAGAACGAGCUCGAGCAGGACUACGAGCGGGCGGUCCGCAUCCGGCGGCGCAUUGUCGACGACCAGAUCUCGACCUUUGUCGACGCCAAGGACACCCUCGCCGAUCUGCCGUACAAGGGCUUCGACUACUCGAACAUCCACGGGCGGUGCGCCGAGAACGUCGUGGGCUACAUGCCCAUUCCCGUCGGCGUCGCCGGCCCGCUCCUGGUCGACGGCACCGUGUACCAGGUGCCAAUGGCCACCACCGAGGGCGCCCUCAUUGCGUCGACGGCACGCGGAUGCAAGGCCAUUACCCUCUCCGGCGGCGCGACGACCGCCAUCACCAAGGACGCCAUGACCCGCGCCCCGGUCCUCCGCCUCGAGUCGCUCUCGGAGGCCACCAAGUUUGUCGAGUACAUCGAGCGCAACUUUGAGGAGGUCCGCGCCCAGUUUGAGUCGACCUCGCGCUUUGCCAAGCUCGUCUCGAUUGACGCUCGCUUUGCCGGUAACCUUGUGUACCUGCGCUUUGCCUGCAAGCCUGGUGCGGCCAUGGGCAUGAACAUGACCGGCAAGGGCGUCGAGAAGGCGCUCGCCCACCUCUCGGAGAACGCCCCCUUCGACUUUGACGUCAUGGCCCUCUCCGGCAACGUCUGCACCGACAAGAAGUUUGCUGCCAUCAACUGGGUCGAGGGCCGCGGCAAGUCCGUCUCGGCCGACGCCGUCAUCAAGGGCGACGUCGUCCGCACCCUCCUCAAGUCGUCUGUGAAGUCCAUGGCGUAUGUCAACUACUGCAAGAACCUGGUCGGCUCGGCAGUCGCCGGCUCAAUAGGCGGCCAGAACGCGCACGCCUCCAACAUCGUCACCGCCGCCUUUAUCGCCGCGGGUCAGGACCCGGCCCAGAACGUCGAGUCGAGCGCGUGCCUCGUCACCAUGGAGGACAUCAACGACGGCCAGGACCUGUACGUCUCGGUCAACAUGCCCUCCAUCGAGGUCGGCACCAUCGGCGGCGGCACCACCCUCCCCGCCCAGUCCGCCUGCCUCAAGAUGAUGGGCGUCCACGGCUCGGGCGAGGACGGCAACAACGCCCAGCGCCUCGCAUCCAUCGUCGCGGCCACCGUCAUGGCCGGCGAGCUCUCGCUCUGCGCCGCCCUCUCCUCCGGCCACCUCAUGUCCGGUCACAUGAAGCUCAACCGCGGACCCGGUCGCAGAGACCAUGACCGCCUUGCUGGCGUUGCUGAGAAGGCAAACCUGUAAACGCGACUAUCGACUGCC